AAAGAGAGAGAGAGAGAGAGAGAGAGAGACAUUGCAUGGGAGCGCUUUGAUUUCAGUUUAAGCUCUGCGCUGCAGCUCAGACCACUGCAACACCAUGAUCGCGCUAAGCAUAAGGGACAGCAGCCGGGCCGGGAGACGGACUUGGAAAGGGACUAUGGCAAUAUUGGCGUGUAAGUGCCCCCGGACUCGGCUGCCAAUGGGAGCUAGUGCUUUGGGCGUCUUUGUUCUCUGCUGGCUCUACGUCUUCCCAGUGUACCGGCUGCCCAACGAGAAGGAGAUUGUGAACGGGGUGCUGCAGCAGGGCAAAGCAUGGAGGAGAAACCAGACUGCAGCUAGAGACUUCAGGAAAGAAAUGGAACAAUGCUGUGACCCUGCCAAUCUCUUUGCUAUGACUAAACAAAAUUCCCCUAUGGGGAAGAGCAUGUGGUAUGAUGGAGAAUUAUUGUACUCUUUCACCAUUGACAAUUCAACUUACUCCCUCCUCCCCCAGGCUACUCCAUUCCAACUACCAUUGAAGAAGUGCUCAGUGGUGGGAAAUGGUGGGAUUCUGAAGAAGAGUGUCUGUGGCCGACAAAUAGAUGAAGCAAAUUUUGUCAUGCGAUGCAAUCUUCCUCCUCUAUCCAGUGAAUACAAUAAAGAUGUUGGAUUCAAAACCCAUUUGGUGACAGCUAAUCCCAGCAUAAUUCGGAAAAGAUUCCAGAACUUGCUUUGGUCCCGAAAGACAUUUGUUGAUGACAUGAAAGUAUAUAACCACAGCUACAUUUACAUGCCUGCUUUUUCUAUGAAAACAGGGACAGAACCAUCUCUCCGGGUUUAUUAUACAUUGGCAGAUGUGGGUGCCAACCAAACAGUGCUUUUUGCCAAUCCCAACUUUCUUCGUAGCAUUGGCAAAUUCUGGAAAAGCAGAGGAAUUCAUGCUAAGCGCUUAUCUACAGGUCUCUUUCUUGUCAGUGCUGCUUUGGGUUUGUGUGAAGAAGUUACCAUCUAUGGCUUCUGGCCUUUCUCAGUGGAUCUGCGUGAGCAGUCUAUUAGUCAUCAUUAUUAUGACAAUGAACUCCCUUAUUCAGGCUUCCAUGCCAUGCCAGAGGAAUUCCUUCAGCUUUGGUAUCUUCAUAAAAUUGGAGUGCUAAAAAUGCAGCUAGAACCAUGUGAAGACCUCCCAAGCCCACCCACUUCCUAAGGACUGAGAUGCAGGAAGUGAAUGGGCCAGUGCAAUGUUUUUAGUACUUAUGUGUGUGACUAUGCAGAAGAAAAAACAUUCAGACUUAUUUAUGGAUUUGCAUAGAUCACAUAAGGAAAAAGAAACAAAAUGCUGUGGUUUAAACAUUUACUUGGAGGCUUACCAGGAAAUCAUUCCUUCUGCAAAAUAUUUUGUGGUUUGCUGUGAAUUUUUGGCCAGUAAAACUUUGAAGAAAGUUCAAAUGGUGUCAUUCAAUGAAGAUCAUGCUGUUUUAGGAUGACAAACAAUAAGGGGAAUUUGGGAAAUGGGAAGAGGGAAUUUUAGUGAUGAUUGGCCAAUAACACUGACUAUAUUGAAAUCCUUCUGACUCAAAACUGGUAUUUAGAAAGGUAGUUUUUACAAGCAUUAUUUUUGUCAUUUGGGGUUGUGGGGGUGAGUGGGUGGGUAGGGAGGGAGAAGAAGUUGUGUGUGAGUAAAAUAAUAUUGUAUUCUGUAAUAACAAUCCAAAAUGUCGUAGUUAACUGUUGUGAUUGUUUUUUUUAAUGUUAUGUCUGUAAUCACUUUUUCUUUUUCAAAUGAUGGGUUGCUCUUUUGCCAAGCACUUAGACAAUGUGAAUCCCUGGCAAAUUGGAACCCACUCUGGGUAUCUAGAUUCUAUCUCCUCUCUCUUUUCUGCUUCUUCCUCUGUUAUCUGAAUAAUUCAGGUAAUAGCUGCAGUUUUUAAAUCAUAUAAUUGUGUCCAUGUUGCCCUGUCAUUGUUUUGUUACUAUAAAGAGACUACAUACUUAAAUGUAGUAUUUUCCAAAUUUAUUAUAAUCUUGUUCAGAAUUUGGUGUUUAGAUAUGUAUUAAAGUUCUGUGGGAUCAUAGCAGUAUUUAAGUUUAGUAUUCCCUAAAUACUAUAUUUCCUAGUAUAUUUCCCUAGGAAUUUACAUUAUAAAGCAAGGUAGAACAAUUGUCUUCUUCCUAUACAGACAUACAUAUCCCUUAAUACAUAAUAAAGUUGUCAGUUUGUUAGGGCCAAAAUUUAUAUAACCAGUGAUGGAUUUAAAAAAAAAAAUCCACCAUGUGCACUGUAAUUCUUAGAUAAUAGCUUACUGGCUGUCCUCCAUUUUGCUAAUACAGUCCUGGGUCGGCAUAAGCAAUUAAAUGGGAAUUUUUAUGGAGUUUUGUGGAUGCUGCAGAUGCUAUGUGAAGGCCGGCAGAUAACACAGGAAAAAAAAUCUAGAAAAUCAGAAAUGCGUAAGAUAUAUGUAUAGUAUUGUGUAAUAUCAGCAAUAUUUUUAUCUUUCAAUGCCAUAACAACUCAGAUUUCUAUGGUAAAAAAGGGAGAGCCAAAAAAUUUUACAUGGAUUUUCCAGAUUGUGGAGAUGCUGUGCCCUUAUCUGCAAUGUGGAAGGGAUAUAUCCAGUGACCCAAAUUUUUAGUCCCAAAAGAUUACCCAGAGCAAAUACAGCCUUUUCUAUCCAUGCCAGAUAUUUCUUGCAUGGAUAUUGCUGCUCUGAAUGACACAAUACCUCCCAUGAAAAGGUCUGUGGUUGUAGAAGAGCUCCUAGGGUGUUUACCCAGCAAGCCUGUUUCCUUUGUUUCAAUGGGGAGUUAUUACAUUCAUUAUGGAUUGAGAAAGAUCUGCACUUUUAGAAGGAAUACAUACAUUAAAAGAUAUCAUAGGACCACAGGCACACUGAAGUUAUCAAAUUCUUCAUGUAAAAACCUCAACAAUAAAAAUCAAAACGACCAGAUAAAAUAAUUUAAAGGAUAAGAAGUUAGAAUAAAACAUGGUUUUGUUAAUCCAUGUCAUCAAUAAAUUUGAGACAAUUUUAAAGGAAAAAAGAAUGGGAGAGCCAAAAUGAGAAAUGGAUGGUUUAAAAUGUGAUUAUUUGUCAUAAUUCACUUUAUACUGAUUGUUAGAAGGUUAUUUUUAAAAGUUUUGAGAAUAUUGAUUAAUUGUAUACCAGAAUCCACUUUUCUUUUUUUUGAUUCUGUGUAGUAGCAUAGUGUUGCAAAACAUAAUGCUAUUAAGCUUUGCUAAAUUUUCAAUACAUAUGCCAGCCUGAAUAUAUCUAUUCUUUCAAAGCACAAAUUGCUUAGUAAUUACAUUAGAAAACAUACAUGUCUAAGUAUAUAUACCAUUAAAAUAUAAGUAUUCUAAAUGGAGAAAUCCAUUCAAAAGUUAUAAGAUGCUUGUAUCCAAAUUAAUGCCAUGAUUUUAAAAAAACAAACAAACAAACAACAACUCUUUAUUAAUCGUUUCAUUAGUCUGUCUGUCCAUCUUUCUCUGUAGCAUUGAAUAUUAAGGUAUAUCAAUAUCUUUUAUUAUAUAAUUCCCAAUGAUGAUUUGUAAUAGAUACAUACAAAGCUAUCCUAGGGAUUUAUGUUAUUCUAUCUAUUCUGUGUGGACUCCAGAGGGCCAAAGAAAAAACAUAUCUUUUUUUUGGAAAAAAUAUUUUACAUAUAUGUUAUGAUUCUAAAGUAUUGAAGUUGAAUUUUGUGAUUAUUUACUGAAUGAGACUGCUUUAUAGUCAUGCUUUUUAUAGUGGUCAUUCUUGAGGAUUUAUGCAGCCUUCUUUCUUAGUACAUCAUAGAAAUAUCAUCACAAUGAAAAGAAAUGCUAAUCUCCCAACCAAAUAAGAACUAUUUGGUCUUAAGAAUUUUAAGACCAUACUUUCUGCUUUGAAUCAUGUUUGAUCAAUUAGAUUUUAUAGAAUUACAAGAAUUUUAUAGAAAUACAAGAAUUACAAGAGAUUAGCUCCAAUGCAUAAUCAAUUAAACAAAAUUUCAGCCCUUUUGAUGGUGAGAUAACAAAGGACAUCAUCAUUUAAAAUCAGUUUACUUUUUCACAUUUAUUUUUGAAUCACAUAAAUAAAAUGGUACUUUAUUUUUUAACAUGGAAUGAAAAUUAAGAAUACAUAUGUAUGUUAUGAUUUGUUUUCCUUUAAAAUCACCUAGAAAUAUACAAGCUUGGAAAUAGUCAUUGUUAAGUAUAGUUAAAAGAUUAUUUUUCAUAUAAGCUUUGCAUUAGGCAUGUUGGCAGUCCAUAUUUUCUUACUGGAAUCCAUUUCUAUAUAGUCAAUUUUCAAUUAUCUGCACUAAUGCAAGAAUGCUUAAAUAACUUAUUUUUGCUGUUGGAAUAGAUAAUAAUUGUAGUUUGCAACUACAUGGCAUUUUAGUUUAUUUCAUCAUCCAUACAAACCUCUAAUAUAGGUGAUGGAAGUUGUAGUAUUUCCUUUUAACCGAUGAAUAAACUAAGGUAGGGAAAAGUUAAAGUGAUUUGCCCAGGGAGUCAAGCCCAGGUCUCCAGUUUAUAGAAAAUUAAUUUCCCAGUUAUAUUUUUGCUUCAAAUAACUUAAACUAUCAUUUCCCAGAUUUCUAAUUGAUGAAGCCCAGGGGAGAGAGAGAGCCUGAUGGGAAAUAAAUGGAAGCAUUUCUAGGAUUCAGAAUUUACCACAAGAUUCCAAAGAAUAGAUAAUCUCUACAGUUACUUGAGAUUAGACUGAACAUGGAAAACACUAAUAGAUAUGCUAUUAUAUCUUAUUGUCUAGAGCUAUGAGGUCCCAUAAUUUAAACAUCUGUUAUUAAGCAACCAAUUUCUUUCUUUGGGGUUAAUAAUGGUCUGGUUUUCUAUAUGUAGGCAUACUGAAUUUUGUGAUUUUUAACUUAUACCAUGUUGGUCAAGAUUAAGUAUUUCUGAGGAAAGUUAAUGUUAUUACAAAUCUUAAAAUUCCUCUAUCCUACCCCAAAGUGCAUUCAUGUCAGAAAUGUUUAUCAAGAACUGUUAUAUGCAAAACAUUAAGCUUGAUGAGUGAGACAUGGUUCCCCCAGGAGUUUACAAAUUAGUUGUAAUGUAUGUGUGUGUGUAUUUGGGUAGACUUGUACCCCAUUGACAUAUUUACAUCUAUAUAAGUUUCCACCAUACAUGGAACAAAAAAAUGAAUUGGGCCCAACAUAAGUAUGACAACAAUAUCUAGAAGGGUUUUGUGAGAAUUGGACGAAGAGUGAAACUUCAUUUUCUAUCCAUUAAAAUAGGAGACUAUUGCACUGUCUAUGAAUUAUCAGAGAAUCUUAAUUUUGGGCAGACAUAAGUCAAGGAUUUGACGUGGAAAUUCCUAGAGGUAAGAUAGAUAGGAAAAUGAAUUUCUUAACUGCCAUUUGGAUUAGAUGUCUUAAAUAUAUAGAUAAUUUUUUCAUACUUGUUUUAAUCUGUGGCCUAAAUUGAUGUUUCAUUCAGUUGGAUUUUCUUAUUCGUUACAUUUUGUGAAGACAGCAAUCAUUACAUUUAUUUCUAUAUAGCCUCCAUGAAAGUAUUGGGGACUGGGUCCAAAAGAUUCUACAGCAUAGAGAAAUAAGGGAGGGAGUAUGUGAAGUCACACUAUAAAAAGAUGCUUAGCAUUAAGAAAUUCCAUUUAAGAAAGUUAAUGUUAAUGUGUAUGUGUGUGUUAUUAUCUCAUCUUCUAAAAUUACAAAGCAGGCAAGCAAUAUGUAAUUGUGUGCUAUCACCUGAAGACUGCUAUUGCCAUUUAGGCCUGCUAGGGAUAAUAUUCAAUAGUAACAAUCAGAAUGUCAUAUUUAUAUGAAUACAAUACAACCUCUGCUUAUCAUUACCAUGAGGAAAACCAACAAUGUUCAUUUUACAUGUGAAAAUGCUCUGCAGGCUUAUUAUAUCAUUGCUCUUUAAGGUAAAAUAAUUUCUUAUAAAAAUCUUUAUUUUUCUCUGAUUUAUAGAGGAAAUAGUCACUGUGACACAACUAACCUGUAUUGUCUGUAUACAGAUGAUUGUCUUAAAGUAAUAUAUGUUUAUUGAGUUAUAUUCUAGUAUGUACUGUGAUUUUUUUUAAAGCUUAGAUGAAAAAGUGUGUUUUCCUAAUGUUAAUUGAUUGCCUAUCUCUUUUUGUGCUGUUACUGAAAUGCAUAUUGUACACAGAU
Molecule: messenger RNA, 6102 nt
Organism: Sarcophilus harrisii (Tasmanian devil)
Lineage: Eukaryota; Metazoa; Chordata; Mammalia; Dasyuromorphia; Dasyuridae
Gene: ST8SIA1
Product: ST8 alpha-N-acetyl-neuraminide alpha-2,8-sialyltransferase 1
Exons: 5
Coding region: 95-1180 (361 amino acids)
Biological process (GO): N-glycan processing; oligosaccharide metabolic process
Molecular function (GO): alpha-N-acetylneuraminate alpha-2,8-sialyltransferase activity
Source: RefSeq, a predicted model, not a curated record